AUGAGGAUACAAGGGACGGCGAAAAUGGAGGGAUGCAUGUUACCGGUUUUGCUGGAAAGAAGCCUCUAAAAUAAAAAGCAACCAAAUUCUAGAUAAAAAGGACCUCUGAAUUCAUUGAAUAAGUUGGAAUCCAGUUCUUCUUAGCUCUUUGUCAAGCAUCCACUGAAGUAGAGUCCUCCAAUCAAUGAGACAAGUGGAUCACAGGAUGUUUCUGUCGAUCAAGAGAAGAAAAACCUCAAGAAUAGGAGUGUUAAAACAGCAGUAUCUGCCAAAGUUAGUGAGGAAACUAGUAGCCUUGCCAGAACUAGUUGGAAGUGCAAGACCAGUGAUCGUGUUGAAUGUGGAGAGUGGAACACGCAGCAGUCAUGUUGUAGAGGAAGCACAAGUAGUGAUGUAAGUAUGAGUAGCACUUGUAGCAGCUUUAGUAGCAGUAUUAGCAAACCCCAUACAGCAUAAUGACUGAGAUGGGAAGCCAUCCAAGCUGUUACAAAAGAUGGAGUUUUUGGGUUGAGUCAUUUAGACUGCUCAAGAGAUUGGGUUUGCUGGGAUUUGGGAGUGUAUAUCGUCAGAGUUGAGUGGAACAAAGUGUACUUGCAAUGAAGGCUUAUGGGGGAUAAGGCCCUUCUUGCCAGUCGUGAAAAAGGCUUACUCGGUGGCUCAAACAGAGGAAUUCUGCAUCUUGGAUACCCUUUCUUCACGCUGUAUACGCACUUUGAGACAGAUAAUCUCCUGUUUGUAAUGGAGUUCUGCCCUGGAGGAGACUUGCAUACUCUUAGGGGGCAGAGGCAACCAAGGGAAGCAUUUCCCCUGAGAGGCUUUAAUGGGUUUAAAAAUCUCUUGGGUAGUGUAGGAGGGGUUUUUAUAAGAUGGAGGGAAGCUGCUAAUCCAACUGCAACUAAAAUCUACUUGACAGGCGCAAAUGCAAAAAUGGCAGUUAAUGGAUGA
This is a messenger RNA of Jatropha curcas, 945 nucleotides long. The record is from RefSeq and is a predicted model, not a curated record. NCBI's taxonomy places the organism in Eukaryota, Viridiplantae, Streptophyta, Magnoliopsida, Malpighiales, Euphorbiaceae.